AUGCUGGCGGUUGCCAGGGAUGGCGAGCUCGCGGCCAGUGGCCGUGUUUAUAUUCCCUCUUCUCUCCUCUUCUCUCCUCACACCGCUGGUUGUCUUGCUCACUGUGUUGGCUUGCUCCCUUUGGCGUUCUGCUUGUCCUCUUACGAGGCUUUUCCCAUUCCCCUUUUCUUUUCAGAUUCUGUCGUCCCGAUGGCCCUCCCAGCUAUCUGCUCGCCCCGAUCUGCCCGCCUCCUUCUCACUGGGACGGUAGAGACGCCAACUUACGCUUCGAUCAUGGCCAAGGCCCGCCCCGCUGUGAAGGACCCGCCGAUCUACUUUCCUGGUUUGAAGCCCCUUGCCCGUCCCUGGCGUCUUCAUCCUCAGUAUCGAGCUCAUGUCGAUGACUUGAAGAAGAAACCCCUCCCCGUCGAGGCCAAGCAGUCCUCAUUGCCUGUUCCUCGUCUGGGUGGUCGCCAGAACAGUUUGGCCGUGCCCCUUCCCCCCCCCCUGUUUCCAUCCUGA
This is a messenger RNA of Penicillium subrubescens, 501 nucleotides long. RefSeq lists its product as uncharacterized. The coding region runs from base 1 to 501 and encodes 166 amino acids. The record is from RefSeq and is a predicted model, not a curated record. The transcript has a single exon. NCBI's taxonomy places the organism in Eukaryota, Fungi, Ascomycota, Eurotiomycetes, Eurotiales, Aspergillaceae.